This is a messenger RNA of Entamoeba nuttalli P19, 717 nucleotides long. RefSeq lists its product as hypothetical. The transcript has a single exon. NCBI's taxonomy places the organism in Eukaryota, Evosea, Mastigamoebida, Endamoebidae. The record is from RefSeq and is a predicted model, not a curated record. The coding region runs from base 1 to 717 and encodes 238 amino acids.
AUGUCUUACAAAAAGAAAACAACAACUGCAAAAGAGUGUCAUAUACCACCUCAAACACCUCACCAACUUUUUAUUGCAGAAAUUACACAAAAACAAAAAGAGAUGGGAAUCAUCAAAGAAGAAAAAAGCUGUGAAAUUCCAAUUGAAAAGAAAGGAUUUAAGAAGGAAGAAAUCUUUGAAGAAAAACAAUUAAAACCAAAGGAAAAACCAGAUAAAAGAAGUUUACCACGUUCACACAUAGAAUUAUUGAAAGAAAUAAAUAAAAGUCUCCCUUCUAAAGAUCAAAUAUCAGACCCUAAAGUAAAAAGAAAAAGAUCAGAACCUGAUGCUGUUUCACUUAAAGCUGAUUUAAAAAAAUCUACACCUAUUCAAUACUCAGAACAAUUUCAUACUUCAACAACUUGGCAAUCUCCUGUACAUACUCCUAAGGGUCGUCCUAUUUCUAUUAUCUCCUCUCCUUUAUCUCUUCCUUCAACACCAAUUGCUGAUAAAGGAAUAGUUACGGAUAAACAAAGUCCUUCUUUUGCUUCAAGACAACUUAGUAAACGUCAAUGUAUGACACAAUCCUUUAUGGAAGAGCCAAAGUAUGAUGAACAAUUCUCUCUAUUAGGAAAGAUUGAACAACUCGAAAGUAUUCUUCGUAAGUUAAAAGAAGUUUCUUCUAAACAACAACAAACAAUCGAAAUUUUAAAAAAACAAUUGUCUUUGUCACAAUAA